GCUUUUAUUUUGUCACGGCGGCCGGAAGUGUGUGUUUGCGCGUGUGUGCGUGCGGUUUGACGGCGGUGAACAGUGCAGGGGAGUGGAGAGACGCUGGGAGAGGACUGAAACACUCACACACACUCACACACACACUCACCCAUACACACACACACUCAACACACACUCGGAGGAAGAAGACGCACCAAAAGACGCACGAAGAUAAUUUUUAAUUUGACGCGCCUUGCUGUCCCGGGGGACCCCUGCUUCUUGUGCGGGCUUUUUUUGCACAAAUUCACACCCCGGGCUGUGUGUUGAUAAACAGAGAAGAAGAGGGAGAAAGAGCAGAGGAAGAAGCGGACCAGGGCGGACCAAAAGGGGGCCAAAAACUCACCAGGUAUGGCGGCGGUGUUGCCGAGGACCCUGGGUGAGCUGCAGCUCUACCGGAUCCUGCAGCGAGCGAACCUGCUCUACUACUACGAGGCCUUCAUCCAGCAGGGCGGCGACGACGUGCAGCAGCUGUGCGAGGCCGGCGAGGAGGAGUUCCUGGAGAUCAUGGCGCUCGUCGGCAUGGCCAGCAAGCCGCUGCACGUACGCCGCCUGCAGAAGGCGCUGCGGGACUGGGUCACCAACCCGGCCAUCUUCAACCAGCCGCUCACGUCGCUGCCCGUCUGCAGCAUCCCCGUCUACAAGCUGCCCGAGGGCUCCCCCACGCUGCUCAGCGCGCAGGACCGAGCCAACACCGCCAGCGUCAAGAUGCCCAAAGCUGUCGCCGCCGCCUGCUCCGACCCGGGGAAGCUGGACGUGGCGCGGGACAAAGUGUCAGCUGGGUCGCCCCUACAGGGCAGCAGCGAGGCUCGCUUUUGGUCGGGCCACAGCAACGACAGCGAGCACAGCCUAUCGCCGUCGGACCUCGGCUCCCCGUCCUCACCAAGAGACGCGUUAGAGGCUCUGGACGCCGCCGCCGUCCAGUCAGUCCUGGAGUGCGUGGACAGGAUGGCGCCAGGACUUCCUAAGACGGACUUAGCGGAGGUCAAAGAGCAGCUGAAGAACAACAAGAAACUGGCAAAGAUGAUCGGACACAUCUUUGAGAUGAGCGACGACGAGCCGCGACGGGAAGAGGAGAUCCGAAAAUACAGCGCCAUCUACGGACGCUUUGACUCUAAGAGGAGGGACGGAAAGCACCUGACGCUGCACGAGCUGACGGUGAACGAGGCGGCGGCUCAGCUCUGCAUGAGGGACAUGGCGCUGCUGACACGGCGAGACGAGCUGUUCGGACUCGCACGCCAGAUUUCCAGAGAGGUCACCUACAAAUACACCUACCGCACCAGCAAGUCUCGCUGUGGAGACAGAGACGAGCCGUCCCCUAAAAGGAUUAAAACAGAGGAGAACUUUUUCGACAUCCAGGAGGCGCUGCAGGCGAUCCACAUGAGGCAGGAGAUGCUGAGGGAGCAGCUGGCCUGCGCCAAGUCGAAAGAAGAAACCGUUGGACGAAACCUGCAGAUGCAGCUGGAGCGUCUGCUGGCGAGGCAGAUGGAGAUCCUGCAGGACGCCGCCGUUCAGGAGCGACUCCAAGCUCUGGACUGGAGGAUCCCCCCCGCCGCCUUAAAGUACCUCAACGACGCGCAGAACACCAACGGAGCCGCCGCCGACGCCAGCAGAGACAGCCAGGAUGAACGACCAAUCAACCUGCGUGUGGUUAGUCAGAGCAUGCAGGAAGGCGACCUCCCAUUGGGCAAGCAGCUAGCCAAUGAACUGAAGCGCCAUCACAACCACAACAGCAGCAACAGCAACACAGACGAGACCAAAACACCAGCAACAGAAAACGGGACGUCGCAGCGAGCGUCCAGCAACGCAGAGAAGAAGACCAUCAAGUCAGAGCCGGAAGACUCCACAUAGUGCCUCCCGCCUCGCGCUCCCACAACCCCCCACUUCACUCUACUCACACUUGACAGUAUGCAGUUAUUACCCGUCAAUAGAUACUAAGCAAGCACAGCCACAGUAGAGCCUUAACAACCAAUGUUGCCUCAUGAAUAGCAUUUAUUUUUCUUUUUG
Messenger RNA from Plectropomus leopardus (leopard coralgrouper), 2034 nucleotides. RefSeq names its product NGFI-A-binding protein 1-like. NCBI's taxonomy places the organism in Eukaryota, Metazoa, Chordata, Actinopteri, Perciformes, Serranidae. Gene Ontology annotation, molecular function: transcription coregulator activity; transcription factor binding. The record is from RefSeq and is a predicted model, not a curated record. Gene Ontology annotation, biological process: negative regulation of DNA-templated transcription. Gene Ontology annotation, cellular component: nucleus.